Messenger RNA from Pongo pygmaeus (Bornean orangutan), 1056 nucleotides. It is a transcript of the gene TMEM236, whose product is annotated as transmembrane protein 236. The record is from RefSeq and is a predicted model, not a curated record. NCBI's taxonomy places the organism in Eukaryota, Metazoa, Chordata, Mammalia, Primates, Hominidae. The transcript is spliced from 4 exons. Bases 1 to 1056 code for a protein of 351 amino acids.
AUGGCUUCUGGAAGGCUCAUUAAGUUCGUGGUUUUUGAGCUCCUAGAGUUUGCCGCUUUCUCCAUCCCCACACUCGUGAUCACAGAACAGUUUGCCACCGCCUACCAAGGAACAAGGGCUAGAUCUGACAACACACACUACUGGCUGAUCGUCUCCUGUUCUAUUGCCUAUGUUGCGUUAGUGACUCUACUGAUCUGGGUUCCUGUAAAAGUUAUCCUGCACAAGAAACGUUAUAUUUACAGAAAAAUUAAAGGAUGGAGACCUGUUCUGAUGAUGUGUGUGGUCUUCACCACAGUGCCCUGCCUCACCUUUUCCAUAGCAGUGACUGAGGUUCAAAAGAGCAUUAAUGGAUCCGCUGAUGUCUUACCUGAUAUGUUACCUGACCUGCCUGUAUCUCUGGUUCUGUCAUCCCUGAUCAUGGUUGAUAUUAUUGAAAAGCUCAGGAUAUAUCCACUUAGAGGGAGUCAAAAGAGUAGCGAAAAUGGACACAUCCAUUCAACCUCUUUGCAACACAUAAAAACUGUGACGGAGCAAGUGAGGCAAAGUCACGAAAACGCUGCAUCUCCCCAGGCAACCAACAGCACCCAGGCGUCGCAGCCAUCAGGAGCCAUGACACUGAGCCAGGUGUCUGUGUUCAUGGGACCCCAGGAGCCCUCCUGUGACUCUGGAAUCCUGAGAAUGAUGUCCCGGCGAGAUGUCCGGGCAGAGUUAUUCUUAUGGAGCUUUCUCCUGUGGUCUGACACGAUAGAAAUGGUGCGUGUGGCUGGUCACCCCAACGUGUAUAAGUCAAGCUGGCUAUACCCAGUCUACAUAUUCAGUUUUAUUUCUCUCCUUCGAAUUACAUUCACUCCCCAAAACCCUCUUCUCAAUUCCCUGAGCAUCCUGCUGCAAGAUUUACCAUUCGUUUUUGUUAGACUUGGUUUAAUCAUUGCCCUGGGGACUAUCACACCCGUACUGGGCCUGUGUAAAAAUAUCCUCGUGACUCUCUCUUACAUUUACUUCAAUUACCUAACCAGACUCAGGAUUUUUUCUGCCUUCGAAAUGUCUCCAUUUUAA